Triplophysa dalaica is the source of this 3206-nucleotide messenger RNA. RefSeq names its product vac14 homolog (S. cerevisiae) (gene vac14). The coding region runs from base 303 to 2654 and encodes 783 amino acids. The transcript has 20 exons. The record is from RefSeq and is a predicted model, not a curated record. Lineage: Eukaryota; Metazoa; Chordata; Actinopteri; Cypriniformes; Nemacheilidae. Gene Ontology annotation, cellular component: endosome membrane; PAS complex. Gene Ontology annotation, biological process: positive regulation of kinase activity; phosphatidylinositol biosynthetic process.
AUCACGGCAGUCGAACACGCCUGUCUGUUGGAAGAACAUGUGACUCUUAUGACGUGAUCAAAACAAAUCCAAUGAUCGGCGCUCGAUUUUUGCAGCCGCUGAUGUUUGUAGGAAGUCAUGUGAGCCGGGAUAUAUGGCGGCUUCUGAUCGUUGUUUGCCUUGAUAAACAUUGCGAUGCGCUACUGUCAUCUUUCUCUGGGAAAUAUCACGAGGAAUUUUGCUCUCUACUGGUCGUUAACUCUGCUUUCAAAGGUCAGGCUUGACGAUUUCUAGGACUGAUCUGUGUGAAAUAGUUGAGCAAGAUGAACACAGAAAAGGAUUUUACUCCUUUGACUCCAAACAUUGUGCGAGCACUCAACGACAAGUUGUACGAGAAGAGGAAGGUGGCAGCUCUUGAAAUCGAAAAGCUCGUGCGAGAAUUUGUCGCCCAGAACAACUCUGCACAGAUCCGACAUAUCAUCCAGAUUUUGGCCUCAGAGUUUGCACUCUCCCAGCACCCUCACAGCAGGAAGGGGGGUCUCAUCGGUUUGGCUGCGUGCUCUAUUGCCCUGGGAAAAGAUUCCGGACUGUACCUAAAAGAACUCAUUGAUCCGGUCCUUACUUGCUUCAAUGACUCCGACAGCCGUCUGCGGUAUUACGCGUGCGAGGCCCUUUAUAAUAUAGUGAAGGUUGCGAGGGGGGCAGUGCUGCCUCAUUUCAAUGUGCUGUUCGAUGGACUCAGCAAGCUUGCUGCAGAUCCAGAUCCUAAUGUCAAGAGUGGAUCUGAGCUCCUGGACCGGCUUCUUAAGGAUAUCGUAACUGAGAGUAACAAAUUUGACCUAGUGGCUUUUGUUCCCUUGUUGCGUGAGAGGAUUUACUCCAACAACCAGUACGCCCGCCAGUUCAUCAUCUCCUGGAUCCACGUGUUGGAGUCCGUUCCUGAUAUCAACCUCCUGGACUAUUUGCCUGAAAUUCUGGAUGGACUCUUUCAGAUCCUUGGAGACAGCAGCAAAGAGAUCAGACGAAUGUGUGAAAUGGUUUUGGGGGAAUUCCUAAAAGAAAUUAAGAAGAAUCCGUCCAGUGUCAAGUUCGCAGAAAUGGCCAACAUUUUGGUUAUCCAUUGUCAAGUUUCUGAUGAAUCCAAAUCCACGAAUGAUCUCAUACAGUUGACUGCUAUGACAUGGAUGAGGGAAUUCAUCCAGCUUGCAGGGAGAGUGGUUCUGCCUUAUUCCUCUGGAAUACUGACAGCCGUGUUGCCGUGCCUUUCCUACGAUGACCGUAAAAAGAGUACGAAAGAGGUCGCCAGCGCAUGCAAUCAUAGCCUGAUGAAGCUUGUGACACCUGAGGAUGAUGAAGAUGAUGAAGAUACACAGACCAAAUCUUCUCCUCCUAGCGAUGAGGCACCAGCUAAAAAAGAGGGAGAUCUCAAUGAUUCCCUAAAUGAAUCGCAGGAGUCGGUUGGCUUCAGCAACAUCUCGUUCUUCACACCAACAACUUCUGACAGGUCUGCAGUAACUCUAGAUCUGGAUGGCAUAGUGCAGGUGCUGGACAGACAUUUACAAGAUUCGUCCACUGGGAUGAUGACGCGCAUUGCUGUGUUGAAGUGGCUUUAUCAUCUUUACAUCAAGACCCCUUGCAAGAUGUUCAAGCACACCGACAGUUUGUUCCCCAUGUUAUUGAAGACGCUAUCAGACGAGUCUGAUGAAGUGAUUUUAAAAGACUUGGAGGUUUUGGCCGAGAUCGCAUCAUCCCCUGCCGGACAGACAGACACCUCCGGAUCAUGCGACAACUCGGAUGCCAAAUCCGAGCUUCAUAUUCCCGGAGGGAUCAGAGAUGGACCACAGAUGGUGGUUGGAUCUAAGAUGGCAGACUUGUCUCCGUCAACCCCAAGCAUGAAUUCAUACUUCUACAAGUUUAUGAUUAAUUUGCUCAAGCGCUUCAGUAUAGAGAGGAAACUUCUAGAAAUGAGGGGGGUGUUUAUUAUCAGGCAGCUGUGUCUCCUCCUGCACGCCGAAAAUAUAUUCCACUCCAUGGCGGACAUCUUGCUAAAGGAGGAAGACCUGAAAUUCGCCUCCACCAUGGUGCAGACGCUUAACACGAUUCUGCUAACCUCUGCUGAACUUUUUCAACUGAGGAAUCAGCUCAAAGACCUGCACACACAGGAAAGCUGUGCUCUAUUCUGUUGCCUCUAUCGCUCUUGGUGUCACAAUCCAGUUGCCACUGUGUCUCUUUGCUUCCUGACCCAGAAUUAUCGUCACGCCUACGACCUCAUCCAGAAAUUCGGAAAUCUUGAGGUGACUGUUGACUUCCUCAUGGAGGUGGAUAAACUUGUGCAGCUCAUUGAAAGCCCCAUUUUCACCUACCUCCGUCUUCAGUUACUGGAUGUAGAGCACAACCCUUAUCUCAUCAAAGCUUUGUAUGGCCUGCUAAUGCUGCUUCCUCAGAGUCAAGCAUUUCAACUUCUGUCACAUCGGCUCAGCUGUGUUCCAAACCCUGAACUGAUGAGGACUGUAGAAGACCCAAAAGCACCUGUCAAAGACAAACGCACAGCUCAGCCUCAUCUAGAGUACAGUGAUCUGCUCCAACACUUUGACCGAGUUCAGAGCAAACACUUGGAAGUGAGACAUCAGAGGGCAGGCCGCUCUGAGUACCCAGACAGGAAGCUGAUGAUGUGAAGGCAGCCACGAGAAAGAUACGUAGUUCUCCGUACAGGCAAAGAGUGGAACCACAACAGGACCUGUAAGGGGCAUCCAUAUGUCAAAUAAAUUUGUUUUUAAAGGAAUUGUAGGCACGAGGGACUUUGUGUCUUAUAAUUUUUAUGAUGCGUUCAGUGCUUUAUGUUCAGGUGCUGGAGAGCUGAUUUAUUACAUGCACUCACUUGUACACAGUUUAUCAUAUCUGUUACAUAUUACAAGCUUACGUCCUCAGUUGACAACACAUUGCAUGACCCCUGCUUAUGACAUGUAAUAUAAAUGUGUCAAUUGUCUCUUUUUUUGCAUUGCAAUAAGCGUAUCUCAUACACAUACCGCAGCCAACACUAUCAAUUCUUAAUAGUAUCUCAGUAUUCCCAUGAGCAACAACUUGUCUCUGUGCCCAUUUUUAGCAUUUCAUCCACAUUUGUUUUUCUACUACAUCACAGAUUUACACUUGGCCUUACUGUACAUGCAAACCUAUGUAAUUUCUUUGUAAUGUAAAAAAAGUUAUAAUAAAGUGGACCAUGUAUUGUA